CGAUUCUCUCUUCAACAGUUUGGAUGCUGAUUGCUUAUUGCAUCAAUAACUCUGCAUGAUCCCCCCUGCACACCAACAUGGCCGACAAUAACUCCGCAGAUACAGCUCCAGUCCGCCGGACCAAGAGAUCAAGUGCCGCCAUCUCGCCCAUCAAACCAACACAGGCAACCACCCCGUCCAGAAAGAGACCUCAGAAGAGAGCUCGUUUCUCUGAACCACUCCUCCCCCAUGGAACAACAGGCCUCACACCUGCCGUUGGCAAAGCUUCUCUGAAAACCCCCAAGUUCAGAAGAGUGUCCACUCCGGCCAUCACCCGAUAUCGGGAUCACGAUGAAAUCCAAUUUACCCCGUUCCGUGAAGUACUUGACGCCAGGACCACCAGACGGAUUCGGCGACACGGCUUGAGCGACGAGAUGAAUCGGUAUCAAGCAGAGACGAAGUCCAAGGCCGAGCUGCAACGCCAACUUGAGCGGAAGAACAAGGAACUGCAAACCCUCAAGGAUGAAUUGGAUGCUUCCAGGCUCCGUCAAGUCUCUCUUCCGCAAUGCGAUCCUGUCGGGAGCCAGCAACGAAUCACCCAGCUGGAAGCUGAAGUGGCCGAGCUGACCCAGAGAUCCAACGACGACAGUUGCGGACUCGGCGGCAGCAGUUCACCACAUUUCGGUGAUGGCGAGGACGGCUUUCAGAUCUACGAGGAUGACUCUGCCAGCAACGAGAAUCAACCAAUCGACCCAGAGGACGAUGCCACGGUGGACCUGGAGCUCGAGUCAGCGCGACAGGAAAAACAAGCCCUCUUCCGAUCCAGCCAAGGCUCUUCGACGAACACCAUCCACUUUGCAGACUCGCCUGCCCGUUCCUUUGGCGCGCCGCAAACAGCCCUCGAACCCCCCGAGAUUCCUUCUCACGAACUCUCCAAAGAACUCCACGCCGCCAUCAAUCGAGCGGAAGAAGCUGAAGUGGCACUCCAAGCCAUGGCCGUCGAGAUCAAAUCCCUGGGGUUUCCCUGCAACACCGACGACGCCAGUGGAUGCAUCGCCACCAUCAAGACACACUUCCGCAACAUGCGGUUCGAGCUUGAAAGGCUCGUCCCCGGAGAAACGGUCAUGUCCUUCGAUUAUGCGCGCCUCAUGCCCGAGAUGCUGGCGAAACUGAAGGCGGUUGCCACCCAGGUGCGGGAUCGUGAAGCAGAGUUGAAGUCGAUGCGAGAACAGCAGCGCUCUCUGCGGGGCAACUUCGACCACGCCCUUGUCGCAGCGGAGAAGGCGAACAACAGAAUCAAAGAACUCGAGGACGCCAUCGACAAGAAUGCCGAGGAGAUGCUCGAGCAACGCAUGCGAGCUCAGGCGCUCGAGCGCGAGGCCAGAGAGCACGAAGCCAACAAACAAUGCCUCAUUGCCGCGAUGGAGAAGUACCGACUGGAAGUCAAACGCCUGGAGGACCUGGUUGAACUCGUGGAAGCGGAACAAGCAUCCCGACUCCAGGAGGUGAGGGCCGCCACGACCGCAGAGUUCACGCAACAGCUCUCAGACCUGGACGCCAAAGUGGCCGCCGAGACUCGCGGGCGGCGGGCGGCCGAAGAGUCUGCCGUCGAGCGGCUGAAGAAGAUCAACGAGCUCGAGUCCGCCCUGGGCGCGGCGCGCCAGUACUCGGAAGGCAUCAAGGAGCGGCUGGAGAACCUCGAGGGCCAGCGCCGCGUGUCGGACCGCGAGCACAAGGCCGAGGUCGAGGCGCUGAACACUCGGCUGCAGAAGCUCAAGAACAUCAACACCAACCUCGAGGCCAACUGGAAGGACGAGAUCGCCGUGUGCGAGGAGAUCCUCCGCGGCAAUUACCACGGCCACCUCCGGACUAACAUGCAAUUCGAAAAGGACAUCAAGAAAUACAUCCGCGGCGCCAAGGUGCGGCACGCCAAUUGGGAGCUGGAGAGCGAUGACAUGCGCAGCGACGAGAUCCUCGGAGGAGAAGGACCCAUGACACCCGCCAGUGUGGUCAGAUUCUCCGAGUUCUCCGAAGUCGAGGACGCGGAUGAUCGAGGAGGGCACGGCGACGUCGACGGCCCCGACGACGACGCGGACGAUCACGUCGCGGGCAGCGUGGAACUGACCCGGGGCAAGAAGCACCGUCGCCGCCGCUCGUCGGUGACUCUCCCCUCCACCUCGGCGUUCCCCGCGGCCGGUAUCCUGAAGAAGCGCGGGCGGAGACGAUACGACAGCGGGAUCGGGAUGGACCCCCUGAGCGAGGCCGAAGACGAAAUGCCGGUCGAGGCCCAGCGAGGUGUCAUGACUCCAGAUCUGAGCUCCGAGAGCGACGAGAUCGACUUCGACAGUGACCUGGGUAUGAGGGUGUAAGACUUUUUUUGGGGGGUCCUUUUAGACGCAUGCUUAAUGUUUGUUGAUGAAUGAGGAGGUGCCGGCCAUCAAAACCCAAACGGGAAGGCCAGCAGCCAUCCAUGUGUUGAGUUCAACUUGGUCGACUUCUGACUGAACGACCAUCGACUUGCCUCUGACAAAAGUUGCCUUUUGACCUUUUCGACUUUCCACACGAUUCCGCUCGACACGGUGGAACUACACGGCGUGGUUUGGUCCCUACGCGGUCGUCUUGUUUGGAUUUCCCACAUACUUCCUUCGAGGACACAUUGAAGAAGAUUUCCUUAGGUCAGCUGGGAGAGGCAACGAAGGCUUGGAACGGAUAGGAACGGAUUGGAUUUGUUCUGACACGGGUCUAUGGAACGAUGUACUGAAUCCCUCUUCCACCCACACACGGACACAUGAGACUUUUUCCUUACGUUUUGGGUGCCAUGACACGGCAUUGAGAGCUGGUAAAUUGAGAAGGUUGUACUGUUUGACGAAAGUAGCAGUCCUCUGCAUAGAUCCUUUAUUGAAUCUGUCAUGACACAACUCCCACAGAAAAGCCUGGGUGCAUGAAGCACAUCUGCCUUUCGUGGACCAUCAUAAAACCGUCCAAGCAUGUCCUGCCAGGCACCUGUGACACCAUGUUGUGAUAUAAAGCCCAUUGG
Cladophialophora immunda is the source of this 3016-nucleotide messenger RNA. RefSeq lists its product as uncharacterized. The transcript has a single exon. The record is from RefSeq and is a predicted model, not a curated record. NCBI's taxonomy places the organism in Eukaryota, Fungi, Ascomycota, Eurotiomycetes, Chaetothyriales, Herpotrichiellaceae. Bases 78 to 2348 code for a protein of 756 amino acids.